AUGUCCUCUCCGGCGACCACUCGAAAACGCGGACAGCCGAAAGGCAUCUCAUCGCCCCCCUUGGAGAAGAUGGAUUUUCCUGCCCGGGUUCACAAUGACGAGAAGACGAUCAACCAGGCGGCCAACGAUUCGGUCAUGAAUGGACACGCUUCUAGUGAGGAAUCCAUGCAGACGGCUGGUCGUAUCGUCGCCAGUCUUUUUUCUCAAUGGAUCGCUGUUGGUGUCAUGCUUGGCCUGAUCUUUGGCGGCUGCUGCUCCAAUGUGUAUGCCCUGGAGGCCAUCAUCAAGGUCGAAUCAGCAAGCGGAACCCUCUUGACUUUUGUCCAAUUCCUCUUUGUGGCUGUCACCGGAUACUUUUCCCAAUUCGACCGAACGAGACCACCGUUCUUCUUGCAGCAGAACAAGGUCCCUCUACGACGCUGGGUCAUCAACAUCGUCCUGUUCUUCAGCAUCAAUGUGUUGAACAACCAUGCCUUCAGCUAUGAUAUCUCCGUCCCUGUGCACAUCAUUCUCCGGUCUGGCGGAAGCAUUACAACCAUGGUUGCUGGGUCUCUCUAUGGCAAAAAGUACUCGCGUAUACAGAUCGUGGCUGUCAUUCUCCUGACAUUCGGUGUGAUUACCGCAGCUUGGUCGGAUUCACAGUCCAAGAUCGCUUCAAAGACAACCGAGGGGAGUAGCAAGCCCGCUUUUGGGACCGGCCUCGUUGUAUUGUUUGUGGCGCAGGUUCUCUCCGCCAUCAUGGGUCUCUACACUGAAGAAACGUACAAACAGUAUGGCCCUCAUUGGCGAGAGAACCUCUUCUAUUCACACCUACUGUCACUGCCACUCUUCCUCCCGUUUGCGCCAUCGUUGAUCCGCCAAUUCCGCAAGCUGGCAAAUAGUCCGCCUCUGUCACUGCCGAUGCUGGCGCAUCUCCCCGGCCUUGGCCUCAGCGGAGAUGUUGGAGACGGGCUUUUCGAACUCCACAUUCCGAGCCAACUUGCAUACCUCGUGACAAACGUCGUUACCCAGUACGCAUGCAUCCGGGGUGUGAACUUACUUGCGGCCGUGUCCUCAGCAUUAACCGUCACCAUCGUCUUGAAUAUUCGCAAGCUAGUAAGUUUACUCCUAAGCAUAUGGCUUUUUGGCAAUCGCCUGGCCGUCGGAACGUUGGUCGGGGCAUUCAUUGUGUUUGGAGCUGGAGGACUAUACUCGCUGGACUCCAGAGCCAAGACUUCUAGAAUACAGAAGGACGUCGGUGCAAAAUAG
Molecule: messenger RNA, 1248 nt
Organism: Colletotrichum orchidophilum
Lineage: Eukaryota; Fungi; Ascomycota; Sordariomycetes; Glomerellales; Glomerellaceae
Product: NST UDP-N-acetylglucosamine transporter
Exons: 5
Coding region: 1-1248 (415 amino acids)
Biological process (GO): transmembrane transport
Cellular component (GO): Golgi membrane; endoplasmic reticulum membrane
Molecular function (GO): UDP-N-acetylglucosamine transmembrane transporter activity
Source: RefSeq, a predicted model, not a curated record